GUCUGUGUGUGUCUGUGUGAGUGUGUGUGUGUGUGUUGAGAGAGGCAGGCAGGCAGCUCUGCAUCUUUCAUUCCCAGCUCUCUCUGGAUACCAUCUCUGGCUUUUGCUGGGAGGGUGGGGUGGGGGGAAGAAGGGACUCUCUUCCCCCUUUGCUGCAAGUGUAUCAGUUCCAUUCCGGUGGAUUUGUGCUGUGUUUGCGUGCGUGUGGAGGGGAAGAGCACAGUGGAUUCUCUAGGAGCACGACAAUCUGGGGGUAACCCCAGGGAAGAAGGUGUGCACUGGGCAAAGGAGGGGUGGGAUUUUUCUGGAUCCAGCGGCGAUUUGACUUUUUCCUCAGGGAGGGGGGGUUGCCCUUCAUCUGGAGGGCUCAUUUUUUCCUCCCUCCCCCCGGGCAUUCCGCCCUCUCCUGAUGCCGUUUCUCACACGAAAGGGCCGGCUCCCUGUGGAAGGCAUGGCAUGAACUGAGGCGGCCGCGGCUGGAGAGUAACGUUGGAAGAUGUCGAACCAGACUAACGGUGAGACUAAACCCCCAUGCUUACCCCGGAACGGACUAGUGAAGAUCCCGGCCCAGGCCAAUGGACUCGGCUCCGCCAGCAUCACCAAAGGGACGCCUGCGAUGAAAAACCGCUUGUGCCAGCCUUCUUCUGUGCCUGCCAUCAUCAGUCCAGCCUUAGCCAAUCACAGUGACUUGCCCAUCCCCAGCCUGGCUUCGCCGUUAUCCUUGGCCAUGCUAUCUGGGGUGCCAUCACCUUCUGGAGCUGCUGUGGUGGGACUCCACUCCAGUGAGAUCUCCCCAACCAACGGAGAAGUCUCUUCCCUAGAGGGGCUCCCCAAUUCUCCCACUGAGAGGCAGCUGGCCGUGGAUGAGAAAAUCCUCAACCGUCUCUUUUGGUACUUUUCCGCCUGCGAGAAGUGUGUCCUGGCCCAGGUGUGUAAAGCGUGGAGGAGGGUCUUGUACCAGCCCAAGUUCUGGGUGGGCCUGACGCCGGUGCUUCACACCAAAGAGCUCUACAACAUCCUGCCCAGUGGAGAUAAAGAGUUCGUCAACCUCCAAGGGUUCGCCAUCAGGGGCUUUGACGGCUUCUGCCUGGUCGGAGUCUCUGACCUGGACAUUUGCGAAUUCAUCGAUAACUAUCCUUUGUCUAAGAAAGGGGUGAAGUCCAUGAGCCUUAAGAGAUCGACCAUCACAGACGCAGGCCUUGAGGUGAUGCUAGAACAGAUGCAGGGUGUGAUGCGGCUGGAACUGUCCGGGUGCAACGACUUCACCGAGGCGGGGCUGUGGUCCAGCCUGAAUGCCCGCAUCACAUCCCUGAGCGUCAGCGACUGCAUCAACGUGGCCGACGACGCUAUCGCCGCCAUCUCCCAGCUGCUGCCCAACCUGACCGAGCUGAACCUGCAGGCCUACCACGUGACGGACACAGCCCUGGCCUACUUCACCGCCAAGCAGGGCUACACGACCCACACGCUCCGCCUCAACUCCUGCUGGGAGAUCACAAACCACGGGGUGGUCAACAUGGUGCACAGCCUCCCCAACCUGAGCGCCCUCAGCCUCUCUGGCUGCUCCAAGGUGACGGACGACGGGGUGGAGCUGGUGGCAGAGAACCUCCGCAAACUCCGCAGCCUGGAUCUGUCGUGGUGCCCUCGGAUCACGGACAUGGCACUGGAGUAUAUUGCCUGCGACCUGCACAAAUUGGAGGAACUGGUGCUUGACAGGUGCGUACGAAUCACCGAUACCGGACUCAGCUACCUGUCCACAAUGUCCUCCUUAAGGAAUUUAUAUCUCCGCUGGUGCUGUCAGGUUCAGGAUUUUGGCCUGAAGCAUCUGCUGGGAAUGAGAAGUUUACGUCUUCUGUCUCUUGCUGGUUGUCCUCUGCUGACCACCACUGGACUUUCUGGCCUUGUUCAACUUCAAGACCUGGAGGAACUGGAGCUCACCAAUUGUCCUGGGGCCACCCCUGAGCUCUUCAAGUAUUUUUCCCAACAUCUGCCGCGUUGCAUGGUGAUUGAAUAAGCAGCUCCUCGGAAGAAUUUGACCAACUCCUGGAGCCAGGUCCUCCAAUCCCAACCCAGCACUGACCAACCAAUCAGAGUCAUGGUUUUAUUUAUUCAUUUAAUAUAUAUAAAUAUAUAUAUAUAUAUAGAAUUAUUAUUAUUAUUUUCCGGGAGAGAUGCUGUGACUUUAAACAGACACUCACACAAAGACAGGCAAACACAGUGCAUACCGAACAACAAGAGAAGAGUGUGAUCUUUUUUUGAACGAAAAAAAAAAACAGCGCCGCGGAGGUUUUUUCCUUCGGUGAGCGUCUCUCGCGUUCACCUCAAUCUGUCGCAUAGCAGUGAAAACUUGGAAGAAUCCCUUCUCGAGUUUGUAAAAUCCCUAUGCCUUCAUCAUCUCCCGUCUUCCUCAUAGUGAACUGUCCUGAAAUCUUUAAUUUUUGAAAAAAUAAAACGAAAAAAAAAAAACCACGUACAAAGAACCAAAACCAAAUG
This is a messenger RNA of Sphaerodactylus townsendi, 2490 nucleotides long. It is a transcript of the gene FBXL16, whose product is annotated as F-box and leucine rich repeat protein 16. Gene Ontology annotation, biological process: SCF-dependent proteasomal ubiquitin-dependent protein catabolic process. Gene Ontology annotation, cellular component: SCF ubiquitin ligase complex. The coding region runs from base 497 to 2011 and encodes 504 amino acids. The transcript is spliced from 6 exons. Gene Ontology annotation, molecular function: protein binding. Lineage: Eukaryota; Metazoa; Chordata; Lepidosauria; Squamata; Sphaerodactylidae. The record is from RefSeq and is a predicted model, not a curated record.